This is a messenger RNA of Staurois parvus, 463 nucleotides long. Lineage: Eukaryota; Metazoa; Chordata; Amphibia; Anura; Ranidae. The record is from the annotation of a GenBank genome assembly.
UGCUCUGUGUACCUCAGACACAGCAGAUCACCGAUCCACGGAAAGAGCCUAAGAUGUCAACUCGGUCAUGUGAUCAGCUGUGUCCAAUCACAGCUGAUCACAUAAGUGCCACCUGUCAGAGUCCAUCAGUGCCAGCUGAACAGUGCCACGUGCCAGUGCCCAUCAGUGCCACAAUGCCACAUAUCAGUGCCUAUCACAUCAAUGCCACAAAUCAGUGCCUAUCUGAGCUGCCCUUCAGUGUCAGCCAUCAGUGCCACCUAUCAAUGCCAAUCAGUGCCAUCUAUCAGUGCUGCUAAUCAGUGCCACCUAUCAGUGCCAGUCAGUGCUGCCUAUUAGUGCGCAUCAGUACCGCCAAUCAGUGCUAUAUAUUAGUGCUAUAUAUCAGUGCUGCCUUUCAGUGCCCAUCAGUGAUGCUUGUCAAUGCUGCCCAUCAGUGCCAGCUACCAGUGCCUCCUCAUCAGUG